Messenger RNA from Nerophis lumbriciformis (worm pipefish), 4717 nucleotides. RefSeq names its product integrin, alpha 11b (gene itga11b). Gene Ontology annotation, biological process: cell adhesion mediated by integrin; cell-matrix adhesion; cell-cell adhesion. Gene Ontology annotation, cellular component: external side of plasma membrane; integrin complex. The record is from RefSeq and is a predicted model, not a curated record. NCBI's taxonomy places the organism in Eukaryota, Metazoa, Chordata, Actinopteri, Syngnathiformes, Syngnathidae. Gene Ontology annotation, molecular function: integrin binding.
GCAACAGAAGCAAUGUUGACAUUCAACAGCGGAGCAGCUGGUCUUUUUUUUUUAUUUAAAUUUUUUUUUUUCCACGACACUUACUUAAUGAACAUUCCAGAAGCAGCACGCGCUUCUUUUUAACAGCAGCAAUAGCACGAGCCUUUUAUUUUGAAAUCCCAAAUGGCUGACAUCGCCAUUAAAAAAAAAUAGCACGUCUUGUGUCUUGACGCUGCAGACACAUCAAACAAAAACAACAAUUCUUGUAUUGUGUACCAUCUUGCACAAAAGACAACAAUAAAGGUUCAGGGCAGGUGGGAGGAGGACACCUGCGUGGACGUCUGGUGACGUGCUGCGUUCACAGACACCCUCAGGAGCACUCUGCGUCUGCUUCGUGUUAGUAAGUGACUCGCUCUUUCCACUUGUUAUUUCCAACAGAAGCACUCGGAGUGUUUUUUUUUUUGUUUUUUUUAGACAAUCAUUUCCAAGAGAAACAUUUCUUUCAAUGAAAAGUGGUUGCUUGAACGUGUCAUGCGUAAAUUUGCUUCAGUGUAUUUAACAUUCUUUGCAAGAAAUCCGAGCGUGUCGAUAAAAAACCACCUGCAAAUUGGAGGCAUUUCCUGUUUUGGCGCGCCAGUGUGAUAGGUGGGCUUGGAGACCUGUCAUGUUGGAAGGAGGAGGGGGAGAAGGCCCACCCCUCUUUGAAUAAAAACAAUGAGGGAGCGCUCCUCCGUCAGAGCGCGUGCGGCGUCUGUGUGGACACUCAUGGCUGAGUCCCGCCUCCUCUUGCUGAUGUGGACCUGCUGCGUCCUGCCAGAUGUUGACAUUUGCUUCAACUUCAACACAAAGCACGUAAAGAUCUUCUCUGGUUCAGAAGAGACUCAGUUUGGCUACACGGUGCAGCAACACGAGGCGGGAGGGCGACAGUGGCUGCUGGUUGGCGCCCCCCUCGAGUCCACGGGCAAGCAGCAGACCGGCGAUGUGUUCAAGUGUCCGCUGGAUAAGGGAAACUCCACCGCCUGCAGCCGACUCAACCUUGGCAGAGUGUCGCUGGAAAACGUGUCGGCGACGAACGACAGGAUGCGUCUGGGAAUGACGCUGACCUCUGACCCCCGAGACAGCAGCUUCGUGACUUGCGGGCCGCUCUGGUCCCACGAGUGCGGAAGCUUCUUGUACAGCACCGGGAUCUGCACCCGCGUCGAGCGCAACUUCCAAACGUCCGACCUCAUUGCCCCCGCGUUCCAGAGAUGCGAGACCUUCAUGGACUUGGUGAUCGUUGUGGACGGCUCCAACUCCAUCUAUCCGUGGUCUGAGGUCCGGGACUUCGUCACAAACAUCCUCAACAAGUUCAACAUCAGCCCGCAACAGACGCAGGUGGCCGUGUUGCAGUACGGCUCCAAGGUGGUGCAUGAGUUCCGACUGGGUGAGUACCAAACAUCAGAGGCGGUUCUGGAGGCCGCCAGGAGCAUCCAGCAGAGGGGCGGCGAGGAAACUAGGACGGCACUGGCCAUCGACGUGGCGAGGUCGCAGGCCUUCCGACACGGCGGUCGGCCAGGCGCUCAUAAGGUGAUGAUCGUGAUCACUGAUGGAGAAUCUCAUGACAGCCCUCAGCUGGUGGACGCCGUCACCGCCAGCAAGAGGGACAACAUAACCAUGUACUCCAUCGCGGUUCUGGGAUACUACACCCGGCGGGGGAUCAACCCUGACGCUUUUCUCAAGGAGAUCAAGUUCAUAGCCAGCGACCCAAGCGAGAGGCACUUCUUCAACGUGACGGACGAGUCGGCGCUGAAGGACAUCGUGGACGCUCUCGGGGAGAGGAUCUUCUCUCUGGAGGGAACCAGCAGUCUGGGUCGAGGUUUUGGCCUGCAGAUGGCGCAGGGGGGAUUCUCCUUGCAUGUGGUCCAGGAUGGAAUUUUGCUCGGAGCCGUUGGCGCGUACAACUGGAACGGUGCCGUUCUGAAGCAGGCCAAACAACAGAAGGUGGUUCCUCCCAAAUCGGCGUACGACAAUGAAUUUCCAGAGGAGCUGCAGAACCAUGCCGCCUAUCUUGGUUACUCGCUCGGAUCGCUGCUCUCCUCUGGGGGCUCUCAGGUGCUUGUGGCUGGAGCUCCGAGGUUCAACCACAGCGGGAAGGUCAUCGCGUUCACCUUGGACAACAACGGGAACAUGACCAUCUUGCAAGCGCUGUUGGGAGAGCAGAUUGGAUCAUAUUUCGGCAGUGAGUUGUUAACGAUGGACGUUGACAGAGACGGACAAAGUGACAUCCUCCUGGUGGCGGCACCCAUGUACUGCAGUCACGGCUGGGAGGGAGGAAAAGUUUACAUCUACACCGCCACACCUCAGGCUCCAUUAGUCCUGCAGGGGGCGCUGGUCCCCGACGCCUCUGACAACUCACGUCUAGGCUCUGCGAUGGCGCAGAUUCCUGACAUAAACGCUGACGGCUUUAAUGAGCUGGCGGUGGGCGCGCCGCUGGAGGACGACCACCAGGGGGCGGUGUACAUCUACUCCGGCCACAACAGAAGCAUCAGGCGGCGCCACAAGCAGCGCCUGUCAGCCGCCGACCUCGACGUCGGUCUGAGCUACUUCGGUCGAAGUCUUCACGCCGUCCUGGAUGCCAACGCCGACGGCCUCGCGGAUCUGGCGGUGGGAGCGCUGGGAGCCGCCGUUGUCAUGUGGUCACGAGAGGUGUUGCAGCUUGAGGCGACGCUGACCUUCGAGCCGGAGAAGAUCAAUGUCUUCAACAAGGACUGUUGGCGAGGGUACAAUCUGGUCACGUGCAUGUCGGCCAUUGUCUGUCUGCAUCUGCGCUCCUUCGCCGCAUCCGGCACGGACCAGGCGUCCAAGGUCGCGCUCUGGUUCGUGCUGACGCUCGAUAAAAAUCGCUUCCCUCCCCGAGCGCUUCUGGACUCACUCGACCGGCGCCAGCCUAAAACCAUGUUAGUGAGGAUAGGAAGUUCUCAGUGCCAACGUCUCAAUUUCGCUGUGCAGGACACGAUGGAUUACGGGCGUCCCAUCCCAGUGAGUUUGGAGGCGGGGAUUUGGAGCUCAGAUGAGGGGCCGGUGCUGGACCCUGACUCGCCCAAAACGCUCAAGACCGAGCUUCCAUUCUGGAACGGAUGUGCGCAAGAAGAUGCCUGCGUUCCCGACCUCGGCCUCAACAGUCGAACCGACCUCAUGGACGCUAAAGAGUUCUGCAAGUCCAAAGAGGGCGCCACCUGGUCGCUGUGCAGCCAGCAGGUAGGACGGAAAGACCGCAUCUUUGUAGUGCAGUCCAGGCAGAGGAGCGUGCUUCUCUCAGCUAAGCUGAUGAACAAGGGGGAGAACGCUUAUGGAACCUCCAUCCACAUCUCCUCCUCAAAGAACCUCGUCUUCUCCAGCCUCAUAGUCAAGGACCAGUCAGAUAUUCAGAUUGAAUGCUUCUCCGAAGGCCCGCUGGCCAAUCAGAGGAGAUGUAACAUCAGCGCUCCGUUCAUGAAGUUCUCGUCUCAGGUGGCUUUCCGUGUUGAGUUUGAGUUCAGUCCUUCUGUUUUUCUGGACCACCUUCGCAUCGUCAUGGUAGCCAGCAGUGAAGGCGAAGAUGUGUUUCCAGAAAACAACGACAAUGACCUCAUCCUCCCUCUUAAAUACCAGAUGGAGCUCCUCUUCACCAUAGAUCAAAGCCCCGCCCGCUUUGAAAUCCAGUCUUCCCAGGACGAGGACUUUUCCCCCUUCGUCGUCAUGUCUUUCUACCUCCAGAACCUGGCCUGGUUUCCCGUGCGGAAUGUCUCCUUCGCCGCCGACGUUUGGGCCGUGACUCUCCAAGGCAACCGUCUGCUGAGCAUCAGCGAGUUCAGCGUGGACCAGACCACCGCCUCCUGCCUCCUGCCCGCAGCGGCCGAUCAGGUGGCGAAAGCAGAGGACCUGAGUCACCUGACCCAGAUGAACCAGAGUAACAGUGCGAGCGUGGCGGUCCAGUGCCGACUGGAUCUUCCCGCCUUCAAAAGGGUGAAGCUCACCCUAAUAGGAAGACUCCACCGACCCGUCCUGCAGGCGGUCAUCUUCAAGUCCCUGGAGGUGCUGGUCAGCGCCAGCGUCCACUUAGAACCGUCCGCUUCCUACUUUCUGCAGGAGGAGCGGCCUGUUCGACAGAUGACGAUUGAGUUGAGGAAGAACCAGGAUGCGGUCGACAUUUCGGCCAGGGUCGUCCUGGGAAGCUCAGUGGGGGGGUUGCUGCUACUGGCCAUGUUGGUGCUGGCUCUGUGGAAGGUUGGCUUCUUUAACAGGAGUAGGCGGAGCCAGCCGCCAAUGGGAAGCAGGUAGGGGCGCUGUGAAGGAUGCAGGUCAAAAUGGCGGCUGGACUCGAUGACGGGAUUUUAGCCGCCAUUGUUGAUGUUUAUGUUCUUUGCGAGAGGGCGGAGCUUGCAUUUUUCAAGGACAGGCUGAGCACACCCGCAGUCACUCACCAAGGCCCCCUGCUGGUUGGCUGCUUGCGGUACAGGUCAUAAAAGUAACGCGGACUGUUUCAUACAAGUUGGAUUGCAAAGUUAGCGUUCAUUAUUAGCUCUGCGGUCUUUUCAUUUGUGGCAAUGUUAGCUUCUUCUAAGGCAGGGAUGUCCAAACUUUUCCCACUGAGGGCUUCACACUGAAAAAUCAAAGCAUGCAGGGGCCAUUCAGAUAUUUAAAUUUUCAAAACCAUACAUUGUUUUGGGUUUUUUUAAACUCUCGGGCUCCCCUUAAGUUUGGUUCUGGGGACCCAGAA